Molecule: messenger RNA, 2319 nt
Organism: Harpia harpyja (harpy eagle)
Lineage: Eukaryota; Metazoa; Chordata; Aves; Accipitriformes; Accipitridae
Product: hydroperoxide isomerase ALOXE3-like
Biological process (GO): lipid oxidation; linoleic acid metabolic process
Molecular function (GO): oxidoreductase activity, acting on single donors with incorporation of molecular oxygen, incorporation of two atoms of oxygen; protein binding; metal ion binding
Source: RefSeq, a predicted model, not a curated record
AUGCCCCAGUGGUCCAAACUGUGGUGGGAGGCGGGCAUCCCCGAGGGGACGCCGGUGUCCGGCGGGGGGGGCGCGGGGUACCGGGUGAGGGUGACGACGGGGGUCCCAGUGGGUGGGGGGACGAUGGCGGCCGUGACCCUCAGCCUGGUGGGGACGGGGGGAGAGAGCCCCCCCUGCCACCUCGACUGGCCCCUCCAUCACCUGCGCCCCGGCACCACGGUGGUGGCGGAGGUGACGUCGGCGCGGCCCCUGGGGACCCUCCUGCUGGCGCGGCUGUGGAAGGAGCCGCUGGUGUCCCUGGUCCCCGACCGCUGGUUCUGCGCCAACGUCACCGUCACCGGGCCCCUGGGGGACGGGGACGACGGGGGGGGCAAUGACGACGGGGACGGCGAUGGGGGGGACGAUGGGGACGUCCCCAGGGCCACCUUCCCCUGCUACCGCUGGCUGGAGAGCGGCUGCCUGGAGCUGCGGGAGGGCACGGCCCGGACACCGCGUGAGGCCACCUGGGAGCCACAGCUGCUGCAGCAGCGCCAGGAGGAGCGGAGGGAGCGUGAGGAGGCCUUCCAGUGGGCGCCCUACGCCCCGGGGUGGCCCUGGCGGCUGCGGGCGCUGCCCCCCGCCCUCUGCCCCUGGCCACCCCCCCCGCCACCGCCAUCGGCGGCGUCACCGGCGUCACCGUCCCCCCCCCCGGCAGCUGUCCCCCAGCCUGGCCUUUCCCCUGGGACACCGCGCCAGCAUCGCCGCCCGCGCCGCCGCCGCGUCGGUGUCACCGUCACCCCCCCGUGUCCCCCAAGUGUCCCCGAGCGUCCCGGCCACCACCCCACUCUGUCUUUGCGUGUCCCCACUCGUCCCCCACUGGGUCCCAUCAGCCAGGUCCGGGUGCGCCUCCGGGGGCUUCACUGUGGUGGCUCCUGGCGCAGCUUCGAGGACAUUCGGGAGGCGCUGGAGGGGCCCGGGACCCCCAUCAGUGAGUACGUGCUGCAGCACUGGCAGGACGACGCGUUUUUCGGGGCGCAGUACCUGAGCGGGGUGAACCCCGUCCUGCUGCGCCGCUGCUCCCGCCUGCCCCCCAACUUCCCCGUCACCCCCCCCAUGGUGGCACCCAGCCUCGGCCCCGCCACCUGCCUCCAGCGGGAGAUGGAGGGGGGGCGCGUCUUCCUGGCCGACUACGCGCUGCUGGAUGGGCUCCCCACGGGGCGCGUGGGGGGGGAACCCCAAUUCCUGGCCGCCCCCCUCUGCCUGCUCUGGCUCAGCCCCCGCCAGCAGCUCCUGCCCAUCGCCAUCCAGCUGUCCCAGCACCCCGGCCCCGAGUCGCCCAUCUUCCUGCCGGGGGACGGGCCGUGGGGGUGGGCGCUGGCCAAGCUGUGGGUGCGGGGCGCCCACUUCACCCUGCACGAGGCCGUCACCCACCUGCUGCACACCCACUUCUUGGGGGAGACCUUCGCCCUGGCCACCCACCGCUGCCCGCCUGCCACCCCCAUCCACCAGCUCCUGCUGCCCCACUGCCGCUUCACCUUCCACAUCAACAUUUUGGCCCGGGAGGCCCUGCUCAGCCCUGGGGGGUUCAUCGACCAGGCCACGGCCGUGGGGCGGGAGGGGACGCUGGAGCUGGUGGCCCGGGGGACGGCGGCGCUGACCUACAGGGAGCUGUGUGUCCCCGAUGACCUGGAGCACCGCGGCGUCACCGACAUCCCCAACUACCACUACCGCGAUGAUGCCCUGGAGAUCUGGGGGGCCAUCGAGAGCCUAGUGGAGGGGAUCGUGGCUCUCUACUACCCCGAGGACAGUGACGUGGCCGAGGACUACGAGCUCCAGGACUGGGUGGGCGAGAUCUUCACCUAUGCUGUCCUGGGCAAUGAGAAGACAGGUUUCCCCUCGAAGCUCUGCAGCCGCCCCGAGCUGGUGAAGUUCGUCACCAUGAUCAUCUUCUGCUGCUCCGCCCGGCACGCCGCCGUCAACAGCGGCCAGUACGACUACGCCGCCUGGAUGCCCAACACGCCGGGAACGCUGCGACGUCCGCCGCCGCGGAGGAAGGAGGAGGCCACCGCCGAGCUGCUGUUGGGGACCCUCCCGUCCCCCGACGCCACCGGCGCCCUCCUGGCCCUGCUCAGCGUCGUCAGCUACGAGGGCGGAGAGCCGCGGCCGCUGGGCUCCCGUUCCCAGGAGCCCCUCAGUGGGGCAGCCCCACGGCGGCUCUUGGUCUCCUUCCGGCGCUGCUUGGCCGCCAUCUCCCACCGCAUCCGGCAGCGCAACGAGGGGCUGGCGUUGCCCUACCCCUACCUCGACCCCGCCUGCGUCCAGGAGAGCGUCGCCAUCUGA